GCUACUUGGGGGGAGCGAGCAGCCUGAAGGAGCAAAUAUAUAAUCCUGGAAUUUAUCUUGACCGUUAAAAUAGGAAACGAAGAGAACUUCUCUCAUCCCAUGUUCCUCGUGCAUUCUUCCACAGAGUGCUUGAGAUAUUAUGGAAACUGAACGAUGAGGAGUUUGCUGCUGGACGGCAGCUGACGGACUGAACCAUGGCUCAGUUUCCGACGCCCUUCGGAGGGGGGUCCGAUACAUGGAUAAUAUCUGUGGACGAGAGAGCCAAACAUGACCAGCAGUUCCACAGUUUGGCCCCCAAAUCUGCUGGCUUCAUCACGGGUGACCAGGCCAGGAAUUUCUUCCUCCAGUCAGGCUUACCUGCUCCCAUCCUUGCCCAGAUAUGGGCUCUGGCCGACAUGAACAACGAUGGGAAGAUGGACAUGCAUGAAUUUUCCAUCGCCAUGAAGCUGAUUAAACUGAAGCUGCAGGGUCACCCCCUCCCUCCUUCCCUGCCGCCCUCCAUGAAGCAGCAGCCCCUCUCCAUACCCCCACAGCCUCCCUUUGGGAUGCCCAGUAUGGGUAGCAUGCCAGUAGUGCCACCCAUGCCCUUGCCCCCUCUGCCAGCGGGUGUGCCAGGGAUGGGUGUGUCUCCUCCUCUGGUGUCAUCAGUAACCCCACCUGUACCAUCCCUGGCCAACGCUGCUGGACUCAACAAAACCUCUUCGUUCAACCGUUCCAGUAUCAAGCUACAGAAGGUCCAGUCUGUAGAGGCACCCAGUGUUCCGACAGCUCCUCCUACAGACUGGGCUGUGCCUCAGUCCUCUCGGCUCAAGUACCGGCAGCUCUUUAACAGCCACGACAAAAUGAUGUGUGGUUAUCUCACAGGUCCACAGGCCAGAACUAUUCUAAUGCAAUCCAGUCUACCGCAGGCCCAACUGGCCACCAUCUGGAACCUGUCAGAUAUAGACCAGGAUGGAAAGUUGACUGCUGAGGAGUUUAUUCUGGCCAUGCACUUGAUUGACAUGGCCAUGUAUGGUCUACCCCUCCCCCCUUUACUACCACCUGACCUCAUACCUCCAACAUUCAGAAGAAUGCGCUCUGGCAGUGGAGUGUCUGUGACCAGUAUGCACUCAACAGACCUACGGUCACAGGAAGAGCCCGAGGAUGAGGAGAAAGAGCUAGAUAAAAAACUUCCAGUCACAUUUGAAGAUAAGAAACGUGAGAACUUUGAGCGGGGAAACCUUGAGCUGGAGAAACGUCGGCAGGCACUGCUGGAACUGCAGAGGAAAGAGCAAGAGAGAUUGGCAGCACUAGAGAAAGAGGAGCAGGAGAGGAGAGAGAGAGAGCGACUGGAACAGGAGAGACGCAGACAACAGGAGCUGGACAAACAGCUGGAGAGACAGAGAGAGCUGGAGAGACAGAGGGAGGAGGAGAGACGCAAGGAGAUUGAGAGAAGAGAGGCUGCUAAGCGUGAACUGGAGCGUCAGCGUCAGUUAGAGUGGGAGAGAACACGGCGACAGGAGCUGCUCAUUCAGAGAAACAGAGAGCAGGAGAACAUCGUCCUGCUCAAAGCCCGCAAGAAAACCCUCGAGUUUGAACUGGAGGCUCUGAAUGAUAAGAAGUCUCAAUUGGAUGGUAAACUCCAGGACGUUAGUUUCCGACUUUCGGCCCAAAGACAAGAGAUCGAGAGCACCAAUAAGACUCGAGAGCUCCGCAUUGCUGAAAUCACCUGCCUGCAACAGCAGCUGCAGGAGUCUCAGCAGUGGUUGAGCAGGUUGAUUCCUGAUAAACAAUGUCUGAAUGACGAGCUGAAGCAGGUUCAGCAGAAUAGUCUGCACAGAGACACCUUGUCUAAUCUUCAGAGAGCCAUAGAUAUGAAGGAAUCAACCAAACAACAGUUGCGAGAACAGCUGGAUGCUGUGGAGAAGGAGACACGGUCCAAACUGCUUGAGAUAGACGCCUUCAACACACAGUUGAAGUCCUUGGGGCUAUUCUAUCAGACCCAUGCUACCAGAAUGGAGAACCUACAGUCGGAGCUACUAUUUGAAGACCAGAUGGGGCGACAGUCAGGGAGCUCUGUGGACGAGGUGCUGUUGGACUGUCUCGCAGCACUGCUGGCCUGUUUGAAGCACAUACACCUCUAUUUCCAGGAGCUGAGAGAAAUCCACAAUAAACAACAGAGGCAGAAACAAAAGGAACUGGAGGCUGACAUCACCCAGCCAUCACUUGACAGGAAGUACACAGAGCUACAAGAGUCCAGGUUGUCUGGAACAGAUGAGGGUGUGUCUCCGGCUUGGAAAGAUGAUGGUGUGCGUAAAGUUCCCACUCCUCCCGUGUCUAAGGCCUGGAUGAGCCGAGUGAGUGAAGAAGAGAACCACAGCAGAUCUGACAUACAGGAUAAUCUCUCUAAACUCUUCAUACAGCAUCCGGGCAAACUACUGGGCCAGUCCCCUUGGUCUAUGGCAGACAAGCUCCCGGUGUCUGGUUUUAACCAGGAGAAUGUAAAGGUGGUCUACUACAGAGCACUGUACCCCUUCGAGGCCCGCAGUCAUGAUGAGAUCACCAUCCUUCCUGGAGACAUAGUGAUGGUGGAUGAGUCUCAGACAGGUGAACCUGGAUGGUUAGGAGGAGAGAUUAAAGGGAAGACUGGCUGGUUCCCUGCCAAUUAUGCAGAGAAGAUCCCAGAAACGGAAGUUCCUCUUAGUCUGAGGGCCAGCGCUGCGUCUUGCUCCGCUCCUAAAUUAGUCUCUCGUUUGACGUCCUCUUCAACUACAGCUGCACCCAUUCAGCCGAUUUCCCCAGACCCUGCAUCAAUAGCCCCGACCUCUUCAGCCACAGCCCCUCCAGGCCCCGCUGCCUCGUCCUCAACGUCCAGUAACUGGGCAGAUUUCAACACCACAUGGCCGUCUAACUCUGCUGUGGAGAAGCAGGAUAGCGACGGCUGGGACAUGUGGCCGACUCAGCCCACUCAACCCUCACAGCCGUCCCUGUCCGUGCCCAGUGGAGGACAGAUGAGACAGCGCUCUGCAUUCACCCCUGCUGCACUCUCUGGCUCCUCACCCUCACCUGUACUCGGACAGGGCGAGAAGGUGGAGGGUCUGCAGGCGCAGGCUUUGUACCCAUGGCGGGCAAAGAAAGACAAUCACUUGAACUUCAACAAGAGUGAUGUGAUCACCGUACUGGAGCAGCAGGAUAUGUGGUGGUUCGGGGAGGUGCAGGGACAGAGAGGAUGGUUCCCCAAAUCGUACGUCAAACUCAUCUCUGGGCCCGUCCGGAAAUCUUUGAGUAUUGAGUCUGGGUCCUCAGACAGCCCUCCCAGUGUUAAGAGACCCAUUCCCUCUCCGAUCAAACCCACGGAUCUCGGAGAAGAGUAUAUGGCCAUGUAUACAUAUGAAAGCAGUGAGCAGGGUGACCUGAUCUUCCAGCAGGGGGAUGUCAUCACAGUCACAAAAAAAGAAGGAGAUUGGUGGACCGGCACAGUGAGUGGGAAGACUGGAGUCUUCCCCUCCAAUUAUGUCAAACCUAAGGAAUCUGAGGGUUUGGGAUCUGCUGGGAAAACGGGAAGUUUAGGGAAGAAACCAGAAAUUGCCCAGGUGAUUGCCCCUUACACAGCCACUGGGGCCGAGCAGCUCACCUUGGCACCUGGCCAGCUCAUUCUCAUUCGCAAGAAAAACCCUGGAGGCUGGUGGGAAGGAGAACUUCAGGCAAGAGGAAAGAAGCGUCAGAUUGGUUGGUUUCCAGCUAAUUAUGUGAAAUUACUGAGCCCCAGCACCAGUAAGACCACACCCACAGAGCCCAACCCACCCAAGCUGCCAACACCCAAUGCAGUGUGCCAGGUGAUUGGCAUGUAUGACUACACGGCUCAAAAUGAUGACGAACUACCUUUCGGGAAGGGCCAAAUCAUCAACGUGCUGAGCAGAGAGGAUCCUGAUUGGUGGAAAGGAGAGCUGAAUGGUUCUGUUGGCCUUUUCCCUUCAAAUUACGUCAAGCUGACCACUGACACGGACCCCAGCCAACAAUGGUGUGCCGACCUCCACCUCCUUGACAUGCUGACACCAAUGGAACGGAAGAGACAGGGUUACACACAUGAACUUAUCGUUACAGAGGAGAACUAUGUCAAUGACCUGCAGCUAGUCACUGAGAUCUUCCAGAAGCCUCUGUUGGAGUCAGAAUUGUUGACGGAGAAGGAGGUGGCCAUGAUCUUUGUCAACUGGAAAGAGCUGAUCAUGUGCAACAUUAAACUGCUCAAGGCACUGCGGGUAAGGAAGAAGAUGUCAGGUGAGCGGAUGCCGAUAAAGAUGAUUGGUGACAUCCUGACGGCUCAGCUUCCUCAUAUGCAGCCUUACAUCCGCUUCUGCAGUUGCCAGCUCAACGGCGCCACCCUCAUUCAGCAGAAAACAGACGAGGUGCCUGAAUUCAAAGAUUUUGUCAAGAGGUUGGCGAUGGACCCUCACUGUAAGGGAAUGCCCCUGUCCAGUUUCCUGCUUAAACCCAUGCAGAGAGUCACUCGAUACCCCCUCAUCAUCAAAAAUAUUCUAGAGAACACUCCGGAAAGCCACCCGGACCACAGUCACCUGCGGCUGGCUCUGGAGAAGGCAGAGGAGUUGUGCUCACAGGUCAAUGAAGGUGUGCGUGAGAAAGAGAACUCGGACCGGCUGGAGUGGAUCCAGGCACAUGUGCAGUGUGAGGGGCUGUCAGAGCAACUUGUUUUCAACUCGGUCACAAACUGCCUGGGCCCUCGGAAGUUCCUGCACAGUGGUAAACUCUACAAAGCCAAGAGCAACAAGGAGCUUUACGGCUUUACGUUCAAUGACUUUCUGCUCCUUACGCAGAUCAUCAAACCUCUAGGAUCUUCUGGAACAGACAAGGUCUUCAGUGCGAAAUCCCACCUGCAGUAUCGCAUGUACAAAACGCCCAUCUUUCUGAACGAGGUGCUGGUGAAGCUGCCCACUGAUCCUUCAGGAGAUGAGCCCAUAUUCCACAUAUCUCACAUCGACAGAGUCUACACCAUACGUGCUGAGAGCAUUAACGAAAGGACUGCAUGGGUGCAGAAGAUCAAAGCUGCUUCUGAGCUCUUUAUUGAAACGGAGAAGAAGAAGAGGGAGAAAGCCUACCUUGUGAGGUCUCAGAGGGCUACAGGUAUUGGACGGCUGAUGGUGAAUAUUGUUGAAGGCAUUGAGCUGAAGCCCUGCCGUUCAAAUGGUAAGAGUAACCCAUACUGUGAAGUGACGAUGGGCUCUCAGUGUCACGUCACUAAAACGCUGCAGGACACCCUGAAUCCUAAAUGGAACUCAAACUGCCAGUUCUUUAUCAAAGACCUGGAGCAGGACGUGCUGUGUGUCACUGUGUUUGAAAGGGAUCAGUUCUCCCCGGACGAUUUCUUGGGCAGAACGGAGAUUCGGCUAGCCGACAUUAAGAAGGACCAGGGCUCUAAAGGCCCAAUCACCAAACGUCUGCUUUUACAUGAAGUCCCUACGGGAGAGAUUGUGGUCCGACUGGACCUUCAGCUCUUUGAUGAACCCUGACCCAUGUUGUAUGACCUGACCUUAUGACCCCCAGUUUCCAUAUCCGAUACUCCUCCGUGGUGAAAUCUCACCAGCCUAACGUGACAAUCCCAACCACCCAGCAUCAUGAGUCGCAGAGUGUGAAUGUGCAUAUUGUGUGAGUUUGCAGACAGCUGCAACAGUCUUAAUCAGUUAUCCAGAUUGAAUAUUUAUGUUCUUGGUACCAUUUAAAGACUUGUCUAGUGUGUGAGUGUACUGUAAAUGAAGGAUGUACUGUAGUUGAAUGGUGGACAUCUCAGGAUCUGUAUGUCUUAAAGAGUCUAUACUUUCUCAUUAGAGAGCUACUGCUGAUAAAUAUAGUAAAAGCACUCCAGGAACAGGAGUUCCAUUUGCCUCAACAUUCUCAGAACUCUUUGUUCUAGAAUGCAGAUUCAUUCUAGGAUGAAGACACAUUCCAAGCGAUGUGCCAUUCCAGUGAAAGUCUUAGUCUCAUUGCAUUUUAUUUCAUAAUUUGAGUUGUUAACACUAAAACCUCAAACCUGGUUUUUCUGGCAAGCCUCUCUAGUGUCUCUAGAACAACUAAUUUAUUUGUUUAAUUUAUGUUUACUGAAAGAUAUUGGUGACAAAUGGCCAAAUGGUUUGUUUUUGUGGGUCAAUUAAGCAUGAGCAAAUUUAUUUGAAUGGGGAAAAAUAUCUAAGUUUUAGCUGAAUAUGUCCACAAACUCUCCACGACAAGAUUAUUUUAAUAUAUGCAAAAAUGUAUCGUGGGAGGAAAGUUGUUACCAUUGUUUGCUUGUUUUUUCAGCAUUUUAUUUUGUGGAGAAUGGGGCAGAAAUAUCAUAGCGAGUCUCAAGUGGUUUUUAAUGGCAUAGAGACUAGCAGAAGCCCUAAAUAUGUUAAAUAUCUCUGAAACGCUCCAAAAAAGCCAUAGUGAUAACCUCAAAUAUUUGGUUCCACCAUGAGUUUAUUGGUUUGAGCAAUAAUUCAGCCAAUUUGUUACUUUUUGUGUUCUUAGUUUUGUUUUGGUACAUACUGUAACAGAUUAAGCUAUUUAAUAUAUUGUGCUAUAUUUAAUUUGAUACUGCAUAACUAAUGAGUUCAUGUAUGUUUUUUUUUUUAUUCUUGUACUGUUGUUAGGCAUUCGUGAUAAAAACUGCAGUAAUGUCUUGGGAAAUCUCAAGAAUUCAUAUUUUGUUAAACUGUGUUCUUAUUUGCUUUUGUCUUGUUUGCAAAGUAUAGCAAGAUGUAAUAUAGUGUUACAGAUUUGCAAGGGUGCAGUACCUAGAAAUGGUAUUACAACAAUCUGUUUAAUCCUAAAUCAUAACUCAUAUCUGCUGCAAAUGUCUUCAGUUCUCCAAAUAUGCACAUCACAGAAAGAGCCCGCUGUUUUUACAUGGUAUGAUCAAAUGUGUAUAAUCUGUGUGGAUUUGUUAGUUUGCACCCUAUUUAUCGCACUACUGUGCCUGAGAAAUGUGCUGUUUCCUUUUAGACUGUAGGGGGGCUCUGUAUCAUUACAUUUUUGUUUAUUUUACUUGUCUAGAUGCAAUACACACAAUACAUUCCACUGCUGUGCAAGUGAGAUGCCAGUGUGAUCAAGGUGAACAGCUAUUUUGGGGCCAGCAAGUUAGUCCACCAUGUGUCUGAGUGUGUGUGUGUGUGUGUGUGUGUGUGUGUGUGUGUGUGUGUGUGUGUGUGUGUGUGUGUGUGUGUGUGUGUGUGUGUAAGAGAGAGAGAGUGAUUCUGAGUGCUGUUUUGCUGGGUCACUUUCCUAAACCCCCUCUUUCAAAGAAUAUUUUAGAUGAUGCAAGGGGUCAUGGUUACAUGUUUUUCCUAAAUCCCCUUUUCUCUUUCUCUCAUGACCUCCCCCACGUUGCCCCAUCUGAUGUCUCGCACACUGUACAUUUCCAACCAGAAGAUUUGCCCCCACCUUCAUUAUUUUUUAAUGAGCAAAGUCCCAUUGAUUCAGAUGUAAAAUGUGUCUAUGUUUAAAUCUUUGAAUGGAGUAUAAUAUAUUACAACUUGAGAAGUAAAUAUGUUGAUGACAGCAUAUUGUUAUCAAUGUAGAAGCAGUGUGUUGUCUUAAUGUUGCAAAUAAAUCUCACUUGGACC
This is a messenger RNA of Xyrauchen texanus (razorback sucker), 7592 nucleotides long. RefSeq names its product intersectin-1-like. The record is from RefSeq and is a predicted model, not a curated record. The transcript is spliced from 41 exons. Gene Ontology annotation, molecular function: guanyl-nucleotide exchange factor activity; protein binding; calcium ion binding. Bases 195 to 5504 code for a protein of 1769 amino acids. Gene Ontology annotation, biological process: positive regulation of Rho protein signal transduction; intracellular signal transduction. Lineage: Eukaryota; Metazoa; Chordata; Actinopteri; Cypriniformes; Catostomidae.